Parastagonospora nodorum SN15 is the source of this 1452-nucleotide messenger RNA. RefSeq lists its product as hypothetical. Gene Ontology annotation, molecular function: protein binding; protein phosphatase regulator activity. The record is from RefSeq and is a predicted model, not a curated record. Gene Ontology annotation, cellular component: protein phosphatase type 2A complex; cytosol. The transcript has 6 exons. Bases 1 to 1452 code for a protein of 483 amino acids. Gene Ontology annotation, biological process: peptidyl-serine dephosphorylation. Lineage: Eukaryota; Fungi; Ascomycota; Dothideomycetes; Pleosporales; Phaeosphaeriaceae.
AUGGCCGAUGCAGAGGGCAGUCCCACGACGUGGAAGUUUACACAGUGCUUCGGUGACAAAGGCGAUGUCGAAGACAUAACAGAAGCUGACAUCAUCUCCACUGUCGAGUUCGACCAAACGGGCAACUACCUUGCAACAGGUGACAAAGGCGGUCGCGUGGUGUUGUUCGAGCGAAACGAAACUAAAAAAACCUGCGAAUACAAGUUCCACACCGAGUUCCAAUCGCACGAGCCAGAGUUCGACUACCUAAAAUCCCUCGAGAUCGAGGAGAAGAUCAACAAGAUCAAGUGGUGUCGUCGCCAAAAUGCUUCGCACUACCUUCUUUCCACAAAUGACAAGACAAUCAAGUUAUGGAAGGUGUUUGAGAAGUCGCUGAAGGUGGUAGCUGAAAACAAUCUAUCACACGAGCUGACGCCCGGUGGCGGGGUUGCUGGUGGAGGUGGUCCCGUCAGGAACCCGAACGCGCACUUCCGCAACGCCACCGACUUGAAGCUUCCCCGCCUUACACAUCACGACACUGUUGUUGCAGCAGUACCUCGAAAGACGUAUGCCAAUGCCCAUGCAUACCACAUCAACAGCAUAUCAGUGAACAGCGAUGGCGAGACGUUCAUUAGCAGUGACGAUCUUAGGAUUAACCUUUGGAACCUCAACAUCCAGGACCAGAGCUUCAACAUUGUCGAUAUCAAGCCAGCAAAUAUGGAGGAGCUGACAGAGGUCAUCACCGCCGCAGAAUUCCAUCCCCUUAGCUGCAACUGGUUCAUGUACGCGAGCUCCAAGGGCACCAUCAAGCUCGCAGACAUGCGAGAGUCUGCUCUCUGCGACCAGCAUGCCAAGCAAUUCGAGCAAGAAGAAGACCCAUCGUCCCGCUCUUUCUUCUCGGAGAUCAUCUCCUCCAUCUCCGACGUGCGCUUCUCCCACGAUGGGCGAUACAUCCUGUCACGCGACUACCUGACUGUGAAGAUUUGGGAUGUCAACAUGGAGCGAACUCCUGUCAAGACCAUCCCAAUCCACGAACAUCUUCGACCAAGGCUGUGCGAUACAUAUGAGAACGACAGCAUUUUCGACAAGUUCGAGGUCGUCUUCUCUGGUGAUGCUAAGAACGUCAUGACCGGAAGCUACAACAACAAUUUCAUGAUCUACCCAUCAGAUCCAGAGAAGGAUACCGAGGUUGUUCUACAAGCUGACAAGUCUGCAUUCAAGGCCAAGAAAGUGGGCAUUCCUACCCCAAUGAACUCGUCGACUAGCCCUACAGGCAGCACCAGUAAGAAGGGUGGGUCAAGAGCAGGCAGCCCUGCAGCAGGCGCAGUCGGCCAGGGACAGCGGAUGAGGAAGGAAACCGAUGCAGACCAGAUCGACUUCAACAAGAAGAUUCUGCACAUGAGCUGGCAUCCAUUCGAGGACAGCAUUGCUAUCGCAGCAACCAACAACCUUUUCGUCUUCUCUGCAUUGUGA